CGAACAGCAAGAAAAGACGCAACAUAUGAGCAUGCUCGCACUGACCCGCCACCGGGAAUCCUCCUCCUCGGCCAGGCCAUUGUCGCCACCGUCGCGCCGCCUCGCUUCGCUGCGCUGCUGCUCUCACAAGGCUUUCAUCGUGCUCCUGUGCACCGCGAGCCUGGUGUGGAACUACCAGCUGUGGCUCCUGGCCCGCGCGUGGCGCCUCGAUUCGUGCUGCGCGCCACCCGCAUCCGCUUCCGCAAGCGCCGACGCGGGCGGGAUCCGCACGCUGCCGCUCCUGCUACAGCUCUACGCGUGCACGGGCGUGCUGUGCGCCGUGCUCGGCAUCGCGGGCAUCUGCGCGGCACGCCCGCGCUGGCUCCUGGCGUACGUUGUCCAGCAGACCUCCGACGCCUUCCUCACCGUCUUCUACGCUCUCGUCGUCACGCUCCUCCUCUACCAGCCCGCCGCACAGCGUUCGGUGUGCGCGCUGCUCAGCACCCACGCUUACCCGCCCAGCAGCGACGGCGCGUAUGCGGACGCUGGCAGCCAUGCUGCAGCAGCCGACACAGCGGAAUCAAUAGCAAAGCCGCACGCAGCAGCGGGCACAGCAGCGCAGCAGGCCAGCACGUUCGCGAGCCGGGCGAUGUUGGAGUUGGAGGCGCGCCUCGGCCACUCGCCGUCGCUGUGCACCAACACACUCGUCACGCGCAUCAUCCCCACCGCGCUUGGGCUGCUGUUCAUCUACAGCGCGAUUAGGGCAUACAUCUUCAUCAUCACCUAUCGCUACUACCGCCGCCUCGCAUUCGAAGCGCACCUCGCUGCCGGCGAGAUGCGCUACGACAGUGACGCCGGCGCGUACAUCCUCCUGCAGGAGCCCGACAUUUAUGCCCAGUUCUACCCCACCGGCAGCCGGCCCGGCACGUGCGACGCCGACGCUGACCUUGAGCAAGAGCGUGGGGGGCAGUUCAUUUCACGCCAGGGCUACGCCAGUGACAGCCCCAGCGGCAGUGGUCACACCGAGAUGCAGGAGCACCACAUUGCCCUUCUCGGCACGUUGCGCGCCGAUACCCGCACGCCCGUCAGCGACGCAGGCGACGAGGAGGACCGCAAGGUGCGCGGCACGCCGCAUCGUCGGUCCUUGCGCGCUUGAAAGCUGGGCCACGCCCGGCCGGCCAGUCGAUUCCGUUGCAUAUCCAAUCCGUCUGCACGCACAUGCAAAGGCUAGCUGUCCCAUAUGCUCUGCAUGGAGUUUACACGCUUGUAUACUACUAUUGUUGCUACGCUCACCGGCACUUCGCCAAAACGCAGCGUCCGUAUCGCACUGCGCCCCAUCUCAUUAUCCCCCCUGCCUUUGCCUACGCGUCCCUUGAGCCGUCACGGAGGGCACGACCGAACGGCACGCACUUCGAGCCGGUUCUGGCUGAUGCACGCGAGGCGCUCGGAUGUUUUGAGCGACGCCGCCGCUUCGCUCGACCCCUGCUGCUGUGGCGGCACUGGCUGCCCAAACCGUGGCGCCUCCUCGACAGCAGCGA
Messenger RNA from Tilletiaria anomala UBC 951, 1517 nucleotides. RefSeq lists its product as uncharacterized. The coding region runs from base 26 to 1135 and encodes 369 amino acids. NCBI's taxonomy places the organism in Eukaryota, Fungi, Basidiomycota, Exobasidiomycetes, Georgefischeriales, Tilletiariaceae. The record is from RefSeq and is a predicted model, not a curated record. The transcript is spliced from 2 exons.